CUCGCAAGAAUGUCGAUGCUUCAGAACUUGUCGCUGUCCAACAACAAAUUGGAAGGGCUCCUGCCCCGUGAAUUGGGGUCUAUGGCUUCGUUGCAGCAUCUGGAUCUGUCCAACAAUAGUUUUGGUGGUGCAUUGCCGUCAGGUUUCAGAAACUUGAGAAAGUUGAAGUACUUGGAUCUCCGUGGCAACGGCUUCGUUGGCAAACUGGAUGACAUAUUUGCACAGUUGCAGAGCCCAGUCCACGUUGAUUUCAGCUGCAAUCAGUUCUCGGGCUCCCUGGCAUCGAUAUCUGAUAACUCAUCUGUGGCCAGCACACUGCAGUACCUGAAUGUUAGCCAUAAUUUGCUGUCAGGGGCAGUAUUUGCGAGCGAUCCAACGCCGUUGUUCGACAGCCUGGAGGUGUUCGACGCAAGUUACAAUGCCCUUACUGGCAAUGUACCGUCGUUUAACUUCAUGAUUUCCCUCAAGGUGUUGCGCCUGCAGAAGAAUAAUUUCUCUGGGUCCAUUCCAGAAGCGCUAUUUCGGGAGACCUCCAUGGUGCUCACUGAACUUGACCUUAGCUGCAACCAGCUUACAGGUCCAGUUAGACGUGUAACCUCAGUGAAUCUGAAGUACCUGAAUCUGUCAUCUAAUAGCCUUCAGGGAACUUUACCAAUCACAUUUGGGAGCUGUUCUGUCGUUGAUUUGAGUGGAAACAUGCUUUCAGGCAACCUGUCAGUUGUCCGGACAUGGGGAGAUUAUGUUGAGACGAUUGAUUUGAGCUCAAAUAGGUUGACAGGAACUUGGCCAGAUGAGAGUACCCAGUUCCUGAGGCUGACUUCAUUGAGGGUUUCCAACAACUUGCUAGCAGGAGAACUGCCAACUGUUCUUGGAACGUAUCCCGAGCUGAUUUCCAUUGACCUUAGCCUCAAUCAGCUGCAUGGACCUUUACCUAAAAAUCUGUUUACGGCAGUUAAACUGACCUAUCUAAAUCUUUCAGGAAAUAGUUUCACAGGGACUCUUCCUCUUUCCAAUUCUGUAACCAGCAACUCAACUUCUAUAGACCUGUCGGUUCUUCCUGUACAAACUUCAAACCUCUCGUCUGUUGAUCUUUCAAAUAAUUCUUUUAGUGGCUCUCUGCCUUCAGGCAUUGGUGGUUUGAGUGGAUUGGCGUUGCUGGACCUCUGUCUGAACAACUUCACUGGGAAAAUCCCAACAUCAAUCACCAAGCUGAAACAUUUGAUGUACAUUGACUUGUCAAGCAAUCAUUUUGACGGUAGCAUACCUGAUGGCCUCCCGGACGAUCUCGUAGAGUUCAAUGUAUCCUACAACAGCUUGUCUGGCUCCGUUCCGAGCAAUUUGCAGAAAUUUCCUGAUUCAUCUUUCCAUCCAGGGAAUGAACUACUCGUUCUUCCCCACUCUGGAUCACGAAAUGGCGAGUCAGGUGGGAAGAAACACGGUAUGAAGCGUGGAAUUCUAAUUGCAUUGAUUGUAUGUGUUGUGGUCUUUGUUACUGGGAUCAUUGUGCUUUUCCUUAUCCAUUGGAAGAUCUCUAGCUGGAAGAGUAGUGAAAAGGGCAAGGGUGAAAGUAAGCAUCCUGUAACCCAAGGACAAGAUGCUCACAGACGUGCAGAAACUCCAAGUUCGGAAACACGCGAUGUGUCGUUAGGAUCAUCGCCAUCCACAGAGUAUGGAGGUGUUCCCUUGCCUGGCAGUGGCCUGGAAAGACAGCAUGAAACACAAGAGGUGGAUCAGCCAACUGACAGUAUUGCCACCCUUAAAGAUAGCAAGCAGUCUUCGAUGCCUGCAUUGAUAUCAUCACCUCCUGAUGCCGGCGCGCACCAUCACCACUCCAUCCUGAGAGUGCACUCUCCUGACAAACUGGUUGGGGAUUUACAUCUUUUUGAUAAUUCUGUGUUGUUUACGGCUGAAGAGCUCUCUCGCGCUCCAGCAGAGAUCAUUGGCAGGAGCUGUCAUGGGACAUCGUACAAGGCUACUCUUGACAAUGGGUAUGUCCUUACUGUGAAGUGGCUGAGGGAGGGCUUCGCUAAAAGCAAGAAAGAGUUCUCCCGUGAAAUAAAAAAGCUCGGUAGCGUCAAACAUCCCAGUCUAGUCUCACUGCGAGGCUACUACUGGGGUCCCAAAGAGCAUGAGAGGAUCAUCAUAUCAGACUAUGUAGAUGCCACAUCUCUGUCUACCUACUUGUCCGAGAUUGAAGAGCGGAAUCUUGAACCUCUGGCGGUGAGCCAGCGGCUUGAUAUCGCAAUCAACAUUGCUGGCUGUCUAGAUUACCUGCACAAUGAGCGGGUGAUCCCACAUGGCAACCUCAAGUCCUCAAACGUCUUGAUUCAGAAUUCAAGUCCAUCUGCCCUGGUAAUUGACUACAGCCUUCACAGGCUGAUGACUCCCAUCGGCAUGGCCGAACAGGUCCUGAAUGCAGGGGCUCUUGGCUACUCCCCUCCUGAGUUUGCAAGCACCAGCAAGCCGUGCCCAUCUCUGAAGAGCGACGUGUACGCCUUUGGCGUCAUCCUACUUGAGCUUCUGACAGGGAGGAUAGCAGGGGAGAUUAUUUGCAUGAACGAUGGUGCGGUCGACUUGACGGACUGGGUGAGGAUGCUGGCAAGGGAGGAACGUGCUUCAGAGUGCUUCGACAGGCGCAUUGUCGAAGCCGAAACCUCGGGAGGAGGAGGCACCCCUAACAUGCUGGAGGACAUGCUGCACAUCGCCAUCCGUUGUAUCCGCUCCGCAGCGGAGAGGCCGGAGAUACGGACGGUGUUCGAGGACCUUUCGUCCCUGUCCUCGUCGUGACGACGGAGAGUCCUUGGUAGCGUACAUCUCGU
Molecule: messenger RNA, 2819 nt
Organism: Lolium rigidum
Lineage: Eukaryota; Viridiplantae; Streptophyta; Magnoliopsida; Poales; Poaceae
Product: LRR receptor-like serine/threonine-protein kinase GHR1
Exons: 3
Coding region: 10-2787 (925 amino acids)
Biological process (GO): protein phosphorylation
Molecular function (GO): protein binding; ATP binding; protein kinase activity
Source: RefSeq, a predicted model, not a curated record